AGAGACUCUAGGCCUAGGGUCCCUGUGAUCUCCACCUUCGUCGUCGGCGUCGUCAUCUUCGAUUGGAUUCUCUCUUCUGGGAAAAAGGUCUCUGGGAGAAACACGGAAACUUCUAGAGAGAGAGAGAGAGAGAGAGAGAUGGGGGAGGAGAAGGAGGACUCGCAGAAGCUGAAGAGGAUAGCGGCGGGGGCGUACGACUACGAGAACGAUCCGAGAUGGGCUGAUUACUGGUCCAACAUCCUCAUCCCUCCUCAGAUGUCCUCUCGUCCGGACGUCGUAGGCCACUACAAGCGCAAGUUCUAUCAGCGCUUCAUCGAUCCCGAUCUCAUUGUUGAGCCAAUGUCUUCUGGUAGUUCUUCUCAGUCAGCAAGGCAAUCUAUUCCAUCCUCAGCUUCAUCAACGACCAAUGAGCAGCCUCGAUCCCAUAACACAGGGUCUACUACCAGGAGCUCUAGUGCAUCGGCAACUUCAGCUUCAAAUCCAACUUCUUUGCGCUGGGAUCGGCAAACUAUACAAUUUUCUGUCAAUGCUUGGGUAUUUGUUGUGGCUGUACUGGCCAUAUUCCCACUUGUGCCUCGAAAUCUUUCAAAUAGGGCCUAUCGCCUUUCAUUUAUGGGCACCGCAUGUUCCUCUAUGUAUUCUCUGUACUCACUAUAUGGGAAACCUAGGGCAUGGAAUAUGCAAGCUCUGCAAGUAUACUUCCAAACAAUAAUAGUGACCAAGGACUUCAUCUACUUCAUCUACUGCCUGACAUUUGUCACUUCACAUCUUUACCUUAAAUUCGCUUUAAUCCCCAUCAUGUGCCGAACUCUUGAGCAUGUGGCCAAGUUUUUAAGGCGUAAUUUUAGCCGUUCUUCCUUGUACAGAAAGUACUUGGAAGAGCCUUGUGUAUGGGUGGAGUCAAACACAACUACACUUAGCAUAUUGUCCUCCCAAGCUGAGAUUGGAGUUGGCAUUUUGCUACUUAUCUCGUUGUUAUCGUGGCAGCGCAACAUCAUACAGACAUUCAUGUACUGGCAGCUUUUAAAGCUCAUGUAUCAUGCCCCUGCAACUGCGGGCUAUCAUCAAAGCGCAUGGGCUAAGGUUGGAAGGAGUGUAAAUCCGCUUAUUCAAUGCUAUGCUCCAUUCUUGAACACUCCAUUAUCUGCUGCUCAGAGAUGGUGGUUCAGGUAGUGCCUAAAAGGUAGGAGACUCGGGGGGGCAUUUUCUUGCUAGGACUUCUGGUGACUCGUCGGAGGGGACACACUGAUAAAUGUCUGAGAAAGCCAUCCUAAACUGUAGAUGGAUGGUAAUUAAUACUUUGAAACUGUGUCUCUGUUCUUGAUUCUUGAUUGGUUCUGGUGGGCCAUCACGUCCUGUUUUCUCACUGAUGUCCUCCUAGCUUUGUCGUCGGUAGUUUGAUCCAUCUGCUCGGUAGGCCAAAUCUGGAGGUUGGAAUUUGCCUUGACAUCAUUUAAAAUGGCACGUUGUCUUUGAUACUCUGCAAUCUCCUCUUGGUGAUUGGCAUGAAACCUGAAACGCAUUCAUGUCCUAGGCAAAUAACUGCCUUAUUUUACU
This is a messenger RNA of Rhodamnia argentea, 1557 nucleotides long. Its product is annotated as transmembrane protein 33 homolog. Gene Ontology annotation, biological process: membrane organization; endoplasmic reticulum tubular network organization. Gene Ontology annotation, cellular component: endoplasmic reticulum; membrane. Lineage: Eukaryota; Viridiplantae; Streptophyta; Magnoliopsida; Myrtales; Myrtaceae. The transcript is spliced from 9 exons. Bases 139 to 1173 code for a protein of 344 amino acids. The record is from RefSeq and is a predicted model, not a curated record.